Prorocentrum cordatum is the source of this 637-nucleotide messenger RNA. Lineage: Eukaryota; Dinophyceae; Prorocentrales; Prorocentraceae. The record is from the annotation of a GenBank genome assembly.
GGGAAGGAGGUGCAAACAAGUACCCGCCUAAUCCAGCGGCCCCGGGCGGGCCUGCAGGCGCGCGCAGGGUCGCGCGCCAGACCUCCGCGCCGCCUCCAGCACGCACCACAGGCGGCAGCAGCAGCAGCAGCAUGGCUGCCUGCGGGGGCAGCGCCAGCGCCCAACCUGGGCACGGCCUCGCCGACAGCUGCGUCCACCGCGCCGCCGGGCGCGCGGGGCACGAGACCCCGCCCGCGCCCCGCCGCGCGACGGCCGGCAGUUGGCGACCCCAGGCUUGGCCACACCGCCGAUGGGCGGCGCGCCAGGGGGGGCGCUGCCAGGCUGAGCCCCCGUGUACAGAUAUGCUGCUGCGGUCUGGUCUUCGAUCUUCGACGCCGACGGGAGGGCAUGGUCGCCACGAAGGGAAGGUCAUUCCGCCGAUUCGAUUCCUCCCGACUCGGCUGCCGAUUGCCGCCGACCCGUAUCAUGAUCCGACUUAUCGAUUUUCUGGGCUCGCCCGGGGGAGCGGCGGCAGCAUCUGCAGAGGCUGGCGGCCUGCGAGAGGCAGCCCUUGGCGAGCGCGCGCCCUGAAAUCUGCAGGGCGCGGCAUCCCGCGGCACGAGCUGACGCCGCCCGAGGGUGCGACUCGCAAAUCGAA